AUGGGACAAAGAGAACUCGCCCCUAAGGAUGUAGCAGCAAAAAUGAAUGAAAAGAUUGAUCUCGUAGGAGCUCGGCUAAAAGCAGCGCAAGAUCGACAAAAGUCCUAUGCAGACAAAAGAAGGCGUCCAAUCGAAUUCCAAGUGGGGGACCAAGUAUUGCUAAAGGUCUCCCCAUGGAAAGGCGUAAUUCGGUGCCGUAGGCGGGGAAAGUUGGGCCCUCGAUAUAUUGGGCCAUUCAAAAUUUUCGCUCGUAUUGUAGAAGUAGCAUAUCGGUUGGAAUUGCCACCCACAUUAGAUGACAUUCAUAACGUCUUUCAUGUGUCACAGUUACGGAAGUGCCUUGCGGAUGAAACAUCUUACAUACUACUUGAAGACAUCGAAGUGGACAAGAGAAUGAACUAUAUCGAAAGGCCGAUAACUAUUAAAGAUUCCAAGGUACAGACCCUUCGUAAUAAGAAGAUUAAGCAAGUAUUAGCUCAAUGGCAACACAAGAAAUGGACGAAUCUCACAUGGGAACCAGAAGAUGAAAUGAGAAAGUACUACCCGACUUUAUUCGAACUGAAAAUGGUAACUAGCAAUUAUAGCUUAAAUUUUAAAGAAGUAGACUAUUAG
This is a messenger RNA of Helianthus annuus (common sunflower), 612 nucleotides long. RefSeq lists its product as uncharacterized. NCBI's taxonomy places the organism in Eukaryota, Viridiplantae, Streptophyta, Magnoliopsida, Asterales, Asteraceae. The transcript is spliced from 2 exons. The coding region runs from base 1 to 612 and encodes 203 amino acids. The record is from RefSeq and is a predicted model, not a curated record.